AUGGAAGUGUACCUUGAAUGCCCAAUAUGCCAGGCCCAAAUCUACCCAGGUCAGCAGUAUUGUAAUCUACACGCAUACCAAUCCUUUGAGAAAGAUUCCAGAAGCCUAAUCUCGCGCUCUCUUCGUGAUUGGAGGAAAUAAAACCAAGCUUGCUUUGGACUCUAAGUGUUCGAUUACAGGAGGUAGAGCUGAAGAAAGUAUGCUCAGCUGUGAGAACACUAUUGGUGAAGUAGCUUUGAUUAAUGGUUACUCAAAGGUUUACUCACUUGUUGAUUCUUGGAAAUCCCAUUAUUACCACCUUUAUAAUCAAGUUCAUAAUCCGAAAUUGUAUUUUUCUAAAUUUAAAGGCUUGCUUCUUCCUGAAAUAGAAGAUAUUACCUUUUACAAAGACAAUAGAAAACAGAAGAAGGACAUCACUGAAUAUUUUGCUCCUUUGAAACAUCGGUUGCAUAAAGCCCAGAUUUAUCCAGGGAGAUCUAAGGAUGACAGACUGAGCUGGUUAUUUCCCAUUAUCACUAGAAUAUCUGCCAAAAUGAACAGCCUUGAUUUAUGCAAUUUUUCAAUGACACAGAAUCAAUUUUUUAGAAUCGUGCUAUCACUAGGAAGGGUCAAGAGACAAAUAUUUUGAGAUUGUAAAAUCAUAGGGAAGAGCAAGUCUUCUUUCAAGGUCCCAAUUUUUGACAUCAGCAAAAGAAAGACUUUAACCAAGGAAAUUCUGAUAGUUAGAUUUAGCUUCCAAGUUGAUGAGGGCAAUUUUAUGCAGACAAUCAGAGGAUUCUAUCCAAAUUCUGAAGUAAAAGCGAUAAAAUAA
Molecule: messenger RNA, 811 nt
Organism: Moneuplotes crassus
Lineage: Eukaryota; Ciliophora; Spirotrichea; Euplotida; Euplotidae
Source: the annotation of a GenBank genome assembly